Owenia fusiformis is the source of this 2906-nucleotide messenger RNA. The record is from the annotation of a GenBank genome assembly. Lineage: Eukaryota; Metazoa; Annelida; Polychaeta; Sabellida; Oweniidae.
UAAAAACCUCACGUGACCUGACCUAAAAAAUAACAAACCGAGUUGACUGAGGACAAAUCUGUGACAAAACAGCUGAUAAUGAGUCAACGAGUGCCCAUUUAUCGACAAAAAAUAAUGCGAUGAACAGGUCAAGUAUCAAUGCACAGGACGACAUCAUGGAUGAGCAGACGCCUCUUCUACAGCAACGGCCUGAAGUUGAAGAAUUUGAAAAUGGAAAAGAUGAAAAUUCUGAUCACCCAAAUUCAAGGAGGAACCUCUCAACAUUUGCGGGCGUUUUCAGUCCAGUGGCAUUGUCUAUGUUUAGCACUGUGCUAUUUCUACGUUUGGGAUUUGUUGUUGGCCAAGCAGGUAUACUGGAAACAAUUGCACUAUUUUGCCUGGCCUACCUGAUCCUUGCCUUUACUAUCCUCUCAGUGUGUGCCAUUUCAACCAAUGGAGCAGUGGAAGGGGGUGGGGCAUAUUAUAUGAUAAGCCGUGCUCUUGGCCCAGAGUUUGGAGGCAGUUUAGGUCUGCUAUUCUUCUUAGCCAACAUAUUUGCAGCUGCCAUGUACAUAUCUGGAUUUGUGGAAGGGGUGUUGGAUAACUUUGGACCUGAUGGUCGUACAGUGGAAGGUGCCCUACCUAGCAACGCUUACUGGUACCCAUACCUCUAUGAAUCGAUUGUCCUCUUAUUCUGCCUUCUCGUCUGUAUUGUUGGCGGAUCCAUGUUUGCCAGGACCUGCGUCUUCAUCUUGUUUAUCUGUGUUGUCUGCAUGUUGUCUGUGAUCCUAAGUACAUUCAUCGUUGACCCUCAGUGUGUCAGCAUACCUGCAGGAAAUGUCCUCGUUUACCCCGUCCCCAGACCCAAUGGGACAAACCCGAAUGAGACACAUUGCGGAAAUUACACAGGCAUCAAUGGUGACACGUUCAUCAACAACCUUGGAGCGGGUUACUCCGAGGACUAUGAUACCUUAAAGAUGAUGUCAUUUACAACAGUCUUUGCCAUUCUCUUCAGCAGUGUAACUGGCAUCAUGAAUGGGGCAAAUAUGUCAGGAGAACUUAAGGAUCCCAGUGCUUCAAUACCCAAGGGGACUCUGCUGGCAACCUUCUUCACAUUCUGUGCCUACAUUGUCAUGGCAAUAUUUGUGGCUCUCACAUGUGACAGGUAUCUGCUGCAGAAUGACUACAACUUUCUUCAGCAGAUCAACUUUUGGCCACCAUUUGUUGUGAUUGGUGUGUUUGCAACAACUCUCUCAGCAGCACUUGGUAACUUGAUAGGAGCUUCUAGAAUAUUGGAGGCUCUGGCUAAAGAUGAUGUCUUUUGGAUGCUAUUGAGGCCUGCUACCAUAGCAACCAAGGGAGGCAAUCCUUACGUCGCAGUCAUCAUCUCUUGGUUCCUUGUCCAAGUUGUCCUUCUGAUUGGCUCGCUCAAUGCUAUUGCUCCAAUCACAUCCGUGUUCUUCCUACUUGCCUACGCUGCCACCAAUGUAGCAUGUCUUGCUCUGGAACUUGCCUCUGCUCCCAACUUCAGACCUACUUUCAACUUCUUCAGCUGGCACAGUUGCGUCCUUGGAAUAAUUGGGUCAUUAGUCAUGUGCUUCCUCGUCAACCCCAUAUACGCCUCUAUUGCGAUCAUGUUGCUGACGGUGCUGUGUGUCGUCCUUCACCUCCGCUCCAUGCCCACCAGUUGGGGCCACAUCUCUCAGGCGCUCAUCUUCCAUCAGGUCAGGAAAUACCUACUUAUGCUGGACAUGAGAAAGGACCACGUCAAAUUCUGGCGACCUCAAAUUCUGCUUUUAGUGUCCAAUCCCAGGACUUGCUGUGAGUUGAUUGACUUUGUGAACAAUAUGAAGAAAGGAGGACUUUACUUACUUGGACAUGUACAACUGGGGGACUUUGAUGAACUAGAGGCUGACCCUGUGCAAGGGGAACUUUCUGUCUGGUUGAGUCUAGUUGAUAAGCUGAAGAUUAAAGCAUUUGUAGAGCUGACAAUAGCCAAAACUGUACGCGAGGGGGUGCACCAUUUAGUUCAUUUAUCAGGGCUGGGUGGUAUGAAACCUAACACAAUCUGCCUUGGUUUCUAUGACAACUCCAUCCCAGAAGACUCAAUAGUUAAGCACAAAGGAAGAGGUCAAAGAAGGAGGAUCAAAUUCCCAUUGUUUGAUGAAAGUGGAGAUUGGACAUUUGAAGAUAAUUUUCCUGAUUUACGAAAGUAUGGUGAGUCUAAAGAUCUUUCCAUUGAGGAGUAUAUCCAUAUUGUAGCAGAUGCAGUGAAAUUUAAGAAAAAUGUCUGCCUUUGUAGACAUUUCCAUCGUAUGGACAAAGACACGAUUAUGAAAUCCAAAAAUCCUAUGUUUAUUGAUGUCUGGCCAGUGAACUUCUUCUGGCCCAAGAGAGUGGGAGAAUAUGAUAACACCAGUCUGUUCGUCCUUCAGCUUGCGUGUAUUCUCAAUAUGGUGUCUGGAUGGAAAAGUCACACAAUUUUGCGCAUCUUCCUGUGCAUCAACUCACAAAAUGGCGAUAGCAUCGAGAAAACCAAAGUUUUACAGGACUUGUUAGUGAAACUGAGGAUUAAAGCUCAGAUAAAGUGCAUAUCCUGGGAGCAUGUAGCGUGUUUAUCUGACCAAUCAGAGGCUGAGGCUGAUCAAAUACAAGAUGACCAAAUAAGGCUUGCUGCAGGCUCCAAUGAUAACCAGCUUAGUGUAUUUGAGCAUACUCCUGAUGAGUAUUUACGUAAUGUUAAUGAUAUGAUUAAAAUGCAAACUGAUAACACAGCAGUGACCUUUAUGUACUUACCUCUUCCACCUCAGUCUAUAGGAGGAUAUAAGAGAUACCACGAGUGCCUAGACAUGCUUACUGUAGACCUCCCUCCAACAGUUUUGGUACAUGGUAUACAUCCAGUAACAUCAACCACCCUAUAGUCUGGA